Molecule: messenger RNA, 2698 nt
Organism: Rhinolophus ferrumequinum (greater horseshoe bat)
Lineage: Eukaryota; Metazoa; Chordata; Mammalia; Chiroptera; Rhinolophidae
Gene: TMEM151A
Product: transmembrane protein 151A
Exons: 2
Coding region: 175-1581 (468 amino acids)
Source: RefSeq, a predicted model, not a curated record
CCGUGGCUGCCAACGCCGCGGCCGCUGCCGCCGGCGCGCUCGGGUGAGCUCGGCGCACUCCUUCCGCGGCCGCCGAGCCGAGCGGACGCCCUUCGGGGCCGUGCCACAGACCUCCGCGUUCCCACCUAUCAUGCCCGGAUCUUGGGCCCAGGCCUCCCAAGCAGCCAGGACACCAUGCCCGAGGGAGGCGGUGGCGACGUUGGGGAGGUGCCCGCGCUCAUCACGGACGGCGAGCCGCUGCGCGAAGAGCAGCGGCCCCUGAAACAGUCCCUGGGAAGCUCCCUGUGCCGCGAGUCGCACUGGAAGUGCCUGCUCCUCACACUGCUCAUCCACGCCUGCGGUGCAGUGGUGGCCUGGUGUCGCCUGGCCACCGUACCACGGCUGGUACUGGGGCCCGAGGCAGCUCUGGCGCGUGGGGCUGGGGGCCCGCCGCCCACCUAUCCAGCCAGCCCCUGCUCCGAUGGCUACCUGUAUAUCCCACUGGCCUUUGUCUCCCUCCUCUACCUCCUCUACCUGGCUGAGUGCUGGCACUGUCACGUGCGAUCCUGCCAGGCGCCGCGCACUGACGCCAACACCGUGCUUGCUCUGAUCCAUCGGCUGCAGCAGGCGCCACCGUGUGUCUGGUGGAAGGCCACCAGCUACCACUAUGUGCGACGCACCCGCCAGGUCACCCGCUAUCGGAACGGUGACGCCUACACCACCACGCAGGUCUACCACGAGAGGGCUGACAGUCGCACGGCUCGGGGCGAGUUUGACUACUCAGCCCACGGUGUCCGCGAUGUCUCCAAGGAGCUCGUGGGCCUGGCUGAUCACGCAGCCACGCGGCUGCGCUUCACCAAGUGCUUCAGCUUCGGGAGUGCCGAGGCCGAGGCCUCAUACCUCACCCAGAGGGCCCGCUUCUUCAGCGCCAACGAGGGCCUGGACGACUACCUGGAGGCCCGCGAGGGGAUGCACCUGAAGGAUGUGGACUUCCGCGAGUCGCUCAUGGUCUUCGCUGACCCCCGCAGCCCGCCCUGGUACGCCCGGGCCUGGGUCUUCUGGCUGGUGUCAGCGGCCACGCUGUCCUGGCCCCUGCGCGUGGUGGCAGCCUACGGCACAGCCCACGUGCACUACCAGGUGGAGAAGCUGUUUGGCGCCAGCUCGCCCCCACCCGGGGCCGUGCCCAGCGGGCCUCCGCUCUCCCGUGUGGCCACGGUGGACUUCACUGAGCUUGAGUGGCACAUCUGCUCCAACCGGCAGCUGGUGCCCAGCUACUCAGAGGCUGUGGUCAUGGGCGCCAGCUCGGGCACCUACCUCCGUGGCUGCCAGCGCUGUCGCCGCUCCGUCAGCAGCAACUCGCUGCCCCCUCCCCGGCCCAGUGGACCCCGCCUGCCUUUCAGUCGCAGCCGACUCUCGCUGGGAGCUGGGGGCCGGGCCACACCGGGGGUCUUCCGAAGCCUGAGUGGGGGGCCCCUGGGGCGCCGUGGAGAGGACACGGAGCCCCUGGAAAGCCCGCCAUCCUAUGAGGAGGCCCUUUAUUUCCCGGUGCUCAUUGUCCACGGGGACAGCGGCUGCCAGGGCGACGGGCAAGGUGCCCUCUGAGACCCACGUGGCCCCCCAGAGUGGCCCCCUCCCCACCAUUCCACCAAGGGCUUCAAGGCCUGAGUAAAUGUUGGCCAAAACAAGGGGGAACACAGACCAGCACACAAGGGGAGGGUGUAAGGGUGGAGUCCUUAAAUAGACUAAAAUGCAGUGACUCGGGGUCAUUUUGGGGGUGAGUAGAUACCACUGAAGUUGAAUCUGUGAACCAUCCCGCGUGGCUCUCACCCACCUCCACCAUGUUCCACCCCCUGUGAUGGCAAAUGAUCUGGCUUGAGGGCCUCUCAGGCUGGGCAGGGGAGGAAGUUUCCAGAAAGCCUGAGAUGGGAGGAGUCCGGGGAUAUCUGUUGCCUGCCACAGAGGGCCUCCUGUGGGUCUUCCCUGCAUGGCUGAGGCCACAUUGGGGCCCUCGAGCAACCUGGAAGCACAAAUUGGUGGAUUGGGGCCAUGCCCAGCUGGGCUGGCCUCCAUGAAGCUGAAGAGCUGGCUAUGGCAGCACCAGGGCCUUGGGCCCACCACCCACCCAAAGUCCCCAUCCUCCUCCCCUGACAGGUCCCCCUACCUACCUUCUGGCCUCUGCUUGGGUCCAGUCCCUGAUCGGACCCUGCAGUGUGGCCCCUCUAGGUUCUUGGAGCACAGCCUUUCCCCACCCCACCCCUCACUGUUUCCUUGGUGUACCUCCCCUUCCCUCGCAUCCAGCUCCCCCUAUAACUAGGGGCUCCUUCUCAAGGCCCCACCUUGAUCCCAUGUCCCCUGGUCUCCACUCCUGCCCCCCAGAGUCCACAUCCGCCUCUGUCAGCCAUGCACACACACUCUGGGCUUCGGCCUCCUUGUUCCCUCAGACUUCUCUGCUCUUCACCUUCCUGGUGACUCACGGGGCCCAGGGCCACAGGGCAUCCGAGGGGCCUCAGCCUGACACAGCCUCUUGGACGAUGCCCUUGCUCUGCCAUGGAAGCCCCUUUCUCCCCCAUCAGUAGGGCCUGGCUCAGGGGACACCAUCCCUCCCCCAGGAGGAGAGAGUAGUCCCUUCCCUUCCAACUGGGGCUUCCACCCCCUCUCAGGGGCUGGCGGGGGAGGGAGGAGGCAGAGAAGAUGCAGAUCAAAUAAAAGGUAUAAAAUG